AUUUUCCGACGAGCUGACAAGAACGAUGAUGGGAAGCUAUCAUUUGAGGAGUUCAAGAACUAUUUUGCUGAUGGGAUCCUGAGCUCGGAGGAGCUGUGGGAGUUGUUCAGUGGCAUUGACAGGCGUCAUUCAGAUAAUGUGGACACGGAAAAAUUAUGUGAUUAUUUUUCAGCCUAUCUCGGAGAAUACAGGAAUGUGCUUUCUGCCCUGGAAGCCCUCAACUCUGCCGUCCUGGCAGCCAUGGACAAAACCAAGCUGAGGUAUGAGACCUCCUCAAAGAUGGAGCAGUUCCUGACCCGUUUCCUGCUGCGGGAAACCAUGCACCAGCUGCAGUCCCUGGAGGCCUCGCUCGAGUGUGCUGUGGACACUGUGGAGGAGCAGGCGGGAAGGGAGAGAAAGGACAUAAAGAAAUCUGAGUCUUCAGUUGGCCUGAAGUCAGGGAGACGAUGUGGACGCAGAGGACAGAAGAACAUCUGUCUGUCUCCGACAGACCCCUAUUCCGGGAUGCUAACAACAGGCAUUUGUGUCAAAGACAACAGCCAGUGGAUGGCACAGAUCAAUAGGCUCCAGCAGCUCAUCGAAAAACUGGAGUGCAAGAGCCCACGCCUGGAGCCACUGAAGGAGGAAGCGAUGUGCAAAGGAAGAGAUGCACACAUCCUGGUGGCGAAGAGGCAGAUCUCGGUGGCGACGAGCAGCGUUGAGGAGUUUCGCCAGGCAUUCAGAUCCUACACGGAGGUCACCGCUGGGCAGAGCAACUGCCUGCAUGUGUCCGCCUGCAAGCUGACAGACGAGGCCUGCUUCAUCCUUUACGAGUUCUGGCAGGACGUGACUUCGUGGAGAAGCCACUUGCAGUCCAGCUGCAGCAAAACUUUCCAGCAGGCCAUCAUCAGCUUGCUGGAGUCCCCGGAGCUGCUGACCACCAUGCUGUUCCCAGCCUCCUGGUGGAUCAUGAACAACAACUGA
This is a messenger RNA of Phaethon lepturus (White-tailed tropicbird), 963 nucleotides long. RefSeq names its product N-terminal EF-hand calcium-binding protein 3-like. The record is from RefSeq and is a predicted model, not a curated record. The transcript has 12 exons. NCBI's taxonomy places the organism in Eukaryota, Metazoa, Chordata, Aves, Phaethontiformes, Phaethontidae. Gene Ontology annotation, cellular component: endoplasmic reticulum; Golgi cis cisterna; cytoplasm. Gene Ontology annotation, biological process: regulation of amyloid precursor protein biosynthetic process. The annotation marks the transcript as partial. Gene Ontology annotation, molecular function: calcium ion binding.